Molecule: messenger RNA, 1734 nt
Organism: Gavia stellata (red-throated loon)
Lineage: Eukaryota; Metazoa; Chordata; Aves; Gaviiformes; Gaviidae
Gene: STAMBP
Product: STAM binding protein
Exons: 10
Coding region: 45-1340 (431 amino acids)
Biological process (GO): protein K63-linked deubiquitination
Cellular component (GO): endosome; cleavage furrow
Molecular function (GO): metal-dependent deubiquitinase activity; protein binding; K63-linked deubiquitinase activity
Source: RefSeq, a predicted model, not a curated record
GCGUCCUCCCGGUGGCAGAAUUUGUCAGCCUCGCGGCAGCUUUGAUGUGUGUUGUUAUGCCCGACCACGCCGACGUCAGCCUCCCACCGGAGGAGCGAGUCCGAAGACUGAUCCAGGUGGGAAGUGCUGUGGAAGUGAACGAGGAUGUCCCGCCACGACGCUACUACCGCUCUGGAGUGGAAAUCCUCCGCAUGGCGACCAUUUACUCGGAGGAAGGCAAUAUCGAGCAUGCCUUUAUUCUGUACAACAAAUACAUCACGCUCUUCAUUGAGAAGCUGCCACAGCACCGUGAUUACAAAACCGCUGUCAUACCUGAAAAGAGGGAGACAGUGAAAAAACUGAAAGAAGUAGCCUUCCCCAGAGCUGAAGAGCUCAAGGAGGAGCUAUUAAAGAGGUACGCCAAGGACUAUGCUAAGUACAAGGAGCAGAAGAAGGAGGAGGAAGAGGAAUUCGCACGCAAUUUGGCUUUGCAGCAGCAGCUGGAAGAAGAGAGAAAUCGGGUAGCCCUGAUGAAGCAGCAGCAGGCAGAGCAAGAGCAGUUCCAUGCCUUCGAGGAGAUGAUUCGACGACAGGAGCUAGAGAAGGAACGUCUAAGGAUAGUGCAGGAAUUUGGAAAGCCAGAGCCAAGUCCCGAAUCUCUGGAUGGACCCCUCAUCCCUGGCGUGGAAAAGCCCCCGACUGAUUUAAUCCCAAGGGUUCCUGUUUCUCCAGUUGACCCUGCAAGUCCAUCAGCAGGGACUGUCUCAUCCAAACCUCCUGUUGUGGACAGAUCUUUGAAACCUAGUGCUUUGGGGAGCACGGAAAACAAUGCAAGUAUGGAUGUCCUUCGCCAGGUCAUUGUCCCUAGGGAGCUCUGCCAGAAAUUCCUCCAGCUGGCUGACGCCAACACGAUCCGGGGUGUGGAGACUUGUGGGAUCCUCUGCGGUAAGCUGAUGAGGAAUGAGUUCACGAUAACUCACGUCAUCGUUCCCAAGCAGUACGGAGGCCCCGAUUAUUGCAAUACGGAGAAUGAGGAGGAGCUCUUCGUGAUCCAGGAUCAGCACGGCCUUGUUACGCUAGGCUGGAUCCAUACUCACCCCACGCAGACAGCCUUCCUCUCCAGCGUCGACCUGCACACACACUGCUCCUACCAGAUGAUGUUGCCGGAGUCCAUUGCUAUUGUGUGUUCUCCGAAAUACCAGGAGACAGGGUUUUUCAAGCUGACGGAGCAUGGCCUGGAGGAGAUCUCUUCCUGCCGGCAGAAAGGAUUCCACCCACACUCCAAAGACCCCCCUCUAUUCACUACCUGCAAUCACGUGUCAGUAGUCGAGAGAGACGUGGUCCUGAUGGAUCUCCGAUAGGCCACCUGCCUUAACGGUUUACAGAAAACCAUCUACCUUCCUUCUAGCCCUAGGGAAUUUUUUUUCCUCUUGUAGCAGAUGAUUUCUACCGUGUAGUGAUCCUUCCCCUUCCUCCCCCAAUAAUCGCGGUGAAAUCGGUACCCUGACCUCAGUGGGAGCACAUGAAACCUCAGUGCCUGGCAUCGGGCUGAUGAAGUGGUGCUGAGGUUCAAGGUGUGGGGAAAAGCUAACUGGAAAUUCAAAGACAGAAGCUAACACUGAAGCAAUUGUUUAAUACUCUAAUCUAUGGCUUGAACAGCUUGUUGUGGGGGGUUCCCCAUGAUUUGCUGCAACCAUGAGGUGUGAAAACCUCUUCAAGUGCUUCCCAAAGUGGGACUUGUCCAAAUUAACCCAU